AUGACUACCGCUACCACAGCGACGUUCCACCCGUUUCCACACCUCCCCGCCGAGCUCCGCGCUCGUAUCUGGGAGCUGACCGUCGAGCCUCGCAUCGUCGAGGUACGCGUGGUAUACCAUCGACCAAGCCCCACCAACGUCGAGGGAUCCGAGCCGGUGGUCAAGUGGCCACCGCAGACGCGCUACCUAUGCUCGCCUACCCCAGCCCCAGCCCAGCUGCAAACUUGCCGCGAGGCCCGCGAACACCUCACUACAUGCCCCAAUGCUGUAUAUCGAUUCCAGAAGGCCUUUUCUGAGCUUGCUAGGACACCCUAUAAUGGGCCCGACCCUGUGUCCGAGGGUGGCCCGCAGCAGGAGCGCUAUGCCUGGUUCAACUUCGAUUAUGACAUGCUCUCCAUCGGGAAGACGGAUCUGCACGAAUUACGGGCUAUCGCCUACCAGAUUCGCCGGUUACGGCUUCGGCGGGUCAUCUCAGACGAGUACUUUUCCCGCACAGAGUCGCUGUUAAUCAGCAGGUGGUUUAGGAACGUUACUGAGGUUCACCUAAUUUGUCUAGAGGGUAUUAGGGUAGGCUACUUAAUGACUGAAGAUAUGGAAUUUCCCUGUGGCCCUGAGAAUGUGUAUCUUGUUGACCUAGAAGAGGGCGGGUUGAUGAUGAACAGUAUCGACCUGGAUGCGAUGGUGAUCAGAGAGGAUGAGGAGCGUUACGGGCUUGGAGAACAGGGUUGA
Messenger RNA from Colletotrichum higginsianum IMI 349063, 729 nucleotides. Its product is annotated as Pectinesterase. The transcript has a single exon. The record is from RefSeq and is a predicted model, not a curated record. Lineage: Eukaryota; Fungi; Ascomycota; Sordariomycetes; Glomerellales; Glomerellaceae. Bases 1 to 729 code for a protein of 242 amino acids.